CUUGGAGAUUUGGAGGCGAGGCGGGAAGCGAACAGCCGCGCGCGCCGGGCGGGAGCAUGCGGCCGUACAUCCCCAAGCAAACCUUCGCAUUCUGCCACUCCCUCCUCUCCUCGCGCCUCCUCCUCCUCCUCCCAUCCCCCGCCGCCGCCGGCGCCGCGCCGGCGCCGCACUUGCCCGUGCAGGCGCUCCUCACCACAGCCGGCCUCCUGCCGCGGCACCCCGAUCUGUCCCUCGUCGCGCUCAACUCGCUCCUCCGCGUGCUCUCCCGACGCGCCGCCUCCCCGGCCCACCCGAUGCUCGCGCUCCGCCUCCUCGUGCGCAUGCUCUCCCCCGGUUCUCCCCUCCCGUCGCCUGACCACCUCUCGUUCCCUUUCGCGCUCUCCGCUGCGGCGGCCGCCGCCCCGCCCCUCGGGGACCAGCUCCACGCGCUCGUCGUCAGGAACGGGCUCUUCCCGUCCGACCACUACGUCACCACCGCGCUGCUGCAGCUCCACGCGCCCCGCCCGGACGACGCGCGAAGGGUGUUUGAUGAAUUGCCCCGUCGGGAGGCUAUACAUUAUGAUCUUGUGAUCGGCGCGUACGCGCGCGCGGGGAUGGCGGCGGAGGGGCUCGGGGUGUUCAGGGCCAUGUUCGCGGACGGGGUGUUGCCGGACGCCGUCGUGCUGACGACGGCCAUCGCGGCGUGCGCGCAGGCUGGCGCGCUGGAGUGCGGGGAGUGGAUGCACCGGUACGUGGAGAGGACCGCGCCGGGGCUGCUCGGGGACGCGUUCGUCGGGUCGGCGCUGGUGAGCAUGUACGCCAAGUGCGGCUGCCUGGAGCAGGCGGUGCGGGUGUUCGACGGCAUGCCGGAGCGGAACGACUACGUCUGGGGCACCAUGGUCGGCGCGUUCGCGGUGCACGGCAUGGCAGAGGAGGCCGUGGCGUGCCUGGACAGGAUGGCGAGAGAGGACGGCGUGCGGCCGGACGGCGUGGCGGUGCUCGGAGCGCUGUCCGCGUGCGCGCACGCCGGCAAGGUGGAGGACGGGCUCAGGCUGCUCAAGGAAAUGCGCCGCCGGUACGGCGUCGCGCCGGGACACGAGCACUACAGCUGCACGGUCGACAUGCUCUGCCGGGUCGGCCGGCUGGAGGACGCGGUGGCGCUUAUCAAGACAAUGCCGAUGGCCCCGCUCACCUCCGUCUGGGGCUCGGUCCUGACAGGCUGCCGUAUAUAUGCCAACGUGGAGCUGGCGGAGGUGGCGGCCGGCGAGCUCGCCAAGCUCGGCGCUGGCGCCGACGAGGGCGUCUACGUGCAGCUCUCCAACAUCUACCUCGACGCGAACCGGAAGGACGACGCGCGGAGAGUCCGGAAGCUGAUCGGCAGCCGAGGCAUCAGGAAGGUCCCCGCGUACAGCGCGGUAGAGGUCGACGGCGAGGUGAGCUCCUUCGUCGCCGACGACCAGGCGCACCCACAGCGCGUGGAGAUAUGGGGGGUGCUCGGGUUGCUCUCCGACCAGAUGGGACGGGAGCCGGACGAAGAGAACUUGGCAAUGCUGUCCUGACAGGAAUAGAAUGGAGAAAUGCAGGGAACCAAAUUGAUUUGACUCGACUAUUUUUUUUAAGAACUGAUUUGCCUCCAGGUUGAGGUUGAUUAAUGCAAGCUCAGAUUGCAGCUGGUAUUUAUGGAGGGAUGCAAUCGUUUAGCAGCUGAGUGGUUAUUACGAACACAUUCCGAUCGAGAAGAAUUCGAAGAAAAUAACAUAAUUUUUGUUGCAAGAAUGAACAUUUGUUGUUUUCUGAACGCAAAAAAUUUUGUUUAUGUGCCUUAGUUUCGAAGUUACUACAAAAUUCCGAGAUAAAUGAAUACUCCUUCCGUCCUUAA
Molecule: messenger RNA, 1858 nt
Organism: Oryza brachyantha (malo sina)
Lineage: Eukaryota; Viridiplantae; Streptophyta; Magnoliopsida; Poales; Poaceae
Product: pentatricopeptide repeat-containing protein At3g28660-like
Exons: 1
Coding region: 57-1538 (493 amino acids)
Biological process (GO): RNA modification
Molecular function (GO): RNA binding; protein binding
Source: RefSeq, a predicted model, not a curated record